Tyto alba (common barn owl) is the source of this 2901-nucleotide messenger RNA. It is a transcript of the gene ADAM15, whose product is annotated as ADAM metallopeptidase domain 15. Gene Ontology annotation, biological process: integrin-mediated signaling pathway; innate immune response; proteolysis. NCBI's taxonomy places the organism in Eukaryota, Metazoa, Chordata, Aves, Strigiformes, Tytonidae. Gene Ontology annotation, molecular function: metalloendopeptidase activity; integrin binding. The transcript has 25 exons. Bases 115 to 2775 code for a protein of 886 amino acids. The record is from RefSeq and is a predicted model, not a curated record.
GCGGCAGCGGCGGUGGCGGGGCCAUGCGCGGCGGGAGCGGCGGCGGGGGCGGGUCAGCGUGGGGGGAGCCGCCAGCCCGGGGCCGCCGAGCCCCGCUCGGGCUGCGGGACGGCGAUGGGGGCGCGGGAGCUCCGGCUGCUCCUCGCCGCGGGGCUGCUCCUCGCCGCCGGUACCGGCACCACCGGGAGCGGCGGAGGUGACAGCUCGCACCAGCGCCACGCAGAAUGGGGACACUCCUGGCAUGUGACCCCCUGGGUCCUGAGGGACAACCGGACACUCAGCCUGGCAGAGGCGACCCAGGGGGGGUUCCCUGCCCAGUUGCGGGUCCUGCUGGAGCUGGAGGGGACGCGGCUGGUGCUGGAGCUGGAGCAAAACUGGGAGCUGGUGCGGGGUGCCGGGGCGCUGCUCUACUACCUGCCCAACGGCACGCAGGUGACGCGGGAGGCCAGAGAGCAGGAGCACUGCUGCUACCGGGGGACGGCGCAGGGCUUCCCUGGCUCCUGGGCCAGCCUCUGCGCCUGCGCUGGACUCAGUGGCCACCUCCGGCUGUCGGAGACCAGGAGCUACGGGCUGGAGCUGGAUGCUGGCAGCCCCCCAGGGCGACACAUCGCGUACCAGGCGCGGGAGGUCCGGUUGGCACCACGGGCCUGCGGGCAGGGCCCCCUGGACCCACCCCAGGCAGAGGCAGAGGAGGCAGAGCCCCCCUGGCCACAGAGGGGCAAGCGGGCGGUGGCGGAGCAGCGGUUUGUGGAGCUGGUGAUGGUGGUGGACCACGCUGCGUUCCAGAAUUACCCCAACCUGCAACGUGUCCGCACCCGGACCCUAGAAAUUGCCAACCAGGUGGAUGCGUUCUUCCAGCCCCUGGGAUUGCGGGUGGCCUUGCUGGCAGUGGAGGUCUGGAGUGAGGGUGACCAGUUUGUGGUGGGUAGCAGUGCCCGGGCUGCACUGGAGCGGUUCCUGCGCUGGCGCCGGGAGGAACUGCUGCCCCGGCUGCCCCACGACAAUGCCCAGCUCCUCACGGGCACCCGCUUCGAAGACGUCUCGGUGGGGAUGUCUGCUCAAGCCUCCAUGUGCUCCCCUACGCGCUCUGGGGGGGUCAGCAUGGACCACUCGGUCAGCGUCCUCGUCGUUGCCUCCACUGUGGCCCAUCAGCUGGGGCACAACCUGGGCAUGCGUCACGACAGCGCCGGGCGCUUCUGCGACUGCAGCGACCUCCGGCAGGACCGCGGCUGCAUCAUGGCAUCACCCACAGGGCUGACACCCGGCUUGAGCUUCAGCAACUGCAGCCGGCAGGACCUGGAGCACAGCCUGCGGCAGGGACAGGGCUGGUGCCUCUCCAACGUCCCCGAGCCCCGGCGCCUGGCUGGGAGCCCCCGCUGCGGCAACGGCUUCCUGGAGCCGGGCGAGGGCUGCGACUGCGGCCUCAGCGUGGAAUGCACCGAUCCCUGCUGCAACAGCAGCAUCUGCCAGCUGGUGCCUGGGGCCGAGUGUGCCACGGGGGAUGCCUGCUGCCAGGACUGCCAGCUGCGCCGUGCCGGAUACCUGUGCCGGGAGCCCCUGGGCGAGUGUGACCUGCCUGAAUUCUGCGACGGGGUCUCACCACGCUGCCCACCCGACGCCUUCCUGCAGGACGGGCAGCCCUGUGCCGGUGGGCGAGCAGUCUGCUACGGUGGGGCCUGUGCCACCUACGAGGGGCAAUGCCAACAGCUGCUGGGGCCAGGUGCCGGCCCUGUCUCCAGCUCCUGCAUGGCCUCCCUGAACGCAAAAGGGGAUGAGCGUGGGCACUGCGGGCAGCUCCCCAACGGCUCCUACGUCACCUGUGCCCAGCGGGAUGCUGGCUGUGGGAUGCUGCAGUGCCAGCGUGGCAGCACCCACAGGGACAGACCAGAAGGGUCCUGCCAGGGCACCCUCCUGCCUGGGGAUGAAGAUGUGAGUGAUGCAGCUAUGGUGCUGCCGGGCACUGUCUGCGGCCCUGGGAAGGUGUGCCUCCAGCGCCGAUGCCAGGACAUUUCCACUCUGGGUGACCAGCAGUGCCGGAGCAAGUGCCACGGGCACGGGGUGUGCAACAACCACGGGCACUGCCACUGCGAGCGGGGCUGGGCCCCCCCAACCUGUGAGAGUCCCGGCGCGGGGGGCAGCCAGGACAGCGGCCCCGCUGCCCUGGAACGAGGGGGGAGCGCCCUGCCCACCGCCCUGCUGCUGAGCGCACUGCUGGGGCUGGCCCUGGCACUGGGCCUCUGCUAUGCCCGCCGUGCCGGGCUGCACAAGCACCUCUGCCAGCUCGGCAAGGGGACCUCCUGCCAGUACAGCGCUGAGACCCGGGUCCGAUUCCUGGGUCCAGAAGCCCCAGACGGCUGGAGCGGGAUCUCACAGCCGGAGCCCCGGUCGGGCAGCCAGGGCCCCCCCGAGCGCCCCCGGCCCCCACAGUGGCGUCAGGCCACGGAGCUGCAGGUCAUGCACAGCAGCAAGCCGGCUGCCCUCAGCUCGGCACGGCCUGAACCGCCGUCCCGGCCUCUCCCGCCGGACCCUCCUCCCAAGGCCCCCCCCUCGGACAGGCCGCCCCCCCCCACACGCCCACUGCCUGCGGACCCCGUGGCCCCCGGCACUCAGCCCCCAGGUCCAGCCAAGCCCCCUCCGCCUCAGCGGCCGCUGCCCUUGGACCCCCCCGGGACUUUGCUCCCCCCCAGUGACACACCCCCCGGGCACCCCUAUGUCACAGUGAUUCCCUCCAGGCCGGCCCCCCCGCCGCCGGCGGGGGCCCAGCGGGAGGCCUGAGCCGCGGGCCGGGGCCGCCGCAGCGCUGGAGCCGCGGGGGGAGGCGUCGCCCCCCGCUUGUGUGUGUGUGUCGUUCCCCCCCCCCCCCCUCCCACCGCCGACGCCAAUAAAGGGCUGUGAGCUGCC